CAUCCAUUGAGAUGUGUCAGAGUUGUACAGUAGAUCCAUAUGCGAUCAAGCUAGCGCAUCUUGGAACAUGGGGAGGACGGACGCGCCGCAAUGUUGGCCCAACUUGCUAGUGCCGGAGGCUGAUCAAAGUUCAUGACGAGCAUGCUCGAGGAGUCUGCGGGCGACUGACUUCUCUUCCAUCACCUUUCUCACCUCAGGGGAACAAAACACACACACACACACACACUCACAGCUCUUCUUCUGCAGUGCCGAGACUCCCGUCAAGCGUCCACAUACUCCCUCACUGAAUCUUCUAGAGUCCGAAGAGCAGCAGUAUUGUCUUCUUUCUCGACGUAGCGCCUGAAAUCGCCCUUACUUGUGCUGAGUACCCCGGUGCCCGCUUACUCGUGUUUUGCAGGCAGCUUUGCGUGACAUUUAGGCAUCAUGCGAGCUCUAGCGAUCUCCUGUUACCUCUCUACGGCCAUCUUGGGGGGAGCUCAGCUGAUCACAACCACCUGGGCCGAUCAAUCGAUCAUAGGAUUAGUGACGAGCGACGGCGCAGGGUAUACCUGGACGGCGGUGAUAUCCACAUUGGGACCAGCAGUACCUGAAACACUGGCAGCUGCUGCAGCUACGACUCCCGUGCAAGCAGCGGCGGCUGAGCCUCCGGCACCUACGUCCACUACGACGGCUUGGAAUUCAGCGUACUACUAUCAAAGUAUGCCUUCGCCUCCACCCGCUGGAACGCCCACUGUCACUGUCGUUCCUACCUCCGGACAUGUGGCUGGCUUUGGCGAAUACGAAUCGUCCUUGCUUCACGCUCUGGGGAAUCUCGGGACUGAAGCCGUCAAGGGCUUCACCUCUGCAGUCGGAGCUGAAGGCAUCCCUGUACCGCAUUUCCACUUCGGGGCAGCCCGUCACAGUGCGCCAAUAUCCAUGACCGGGCUUCUCUCAGCCCUGGUUGUCUUGGGCUUGAUUCCGAUCUGGAUUUCGUCCAUCAGUUUGUGAACAGUUUAGAUGCGGACAGAAAGAUCGUGCAGACUCAUUAGCGAGUUGUAUAAAUACAGAAAGAAAG
Molecule: messenger RNA, 1054 nt
Organism: Kockovaella imperatae
Lineage: Eukaryota; Fungi; Basidiomycota; Tremellomycetes; Tremellales; Cuniculitremaceae
Exons: 5
Coding region: 424-987 (187 amino acids)
Source: RefSeq, a predicted model, not a curated record